Pyricularia grisea is the source of this 453-nucleotide messenger RNA. RefSeq lists its product as uncharacterized. The coding region runs from base 1 to 453 and encodes 150 amino acids. Lineage: Eukaryota; Fungi; Ascomycota; Sordariomycetes; Magnaporthales; Pyriculariaceae. The record is from RefSeq and is a predicted model, not a curated record. The transcript has a single exon.
AUGGCCAACGACGAAUCAGCACGUUUUGUGCGCCGAUACUUCGGAUAUCCAUACACACCCGAAAGCAGCCCCAUGUUCAGUCGAUAUACACAUAACAUGAGACGCUUUAGCGGCUUCUCUGACGAUGUAAUAACCCCGGUGCAUGACCACCGACCCAUCGUACUCCUGCUUCUUCCAGACCGGGACACCCCGUUUGGUAUAAGUCGCGCCUUAUACGAGAACCGGCUGACCAUCGCGCAACGGAUCCUCGGCGAGUGGGCCAUCGUCCGUCAAGCUGAGCGCCAGGUGGAAAUAACUGCAGAGCUUUACCGAGACCCAUAUAUGGUCAUCAUGUUUACUCAUACGCUAGAGGGCAUAAGCUUAAGUGCCAGCAGCCUGGACCUGCACGAGUAUGCGAUGCGCGGGGGAAAGGUUGUCGUCUCGCGCGGCCUACACGGCUACAGGGCCGACUAG